This is a messenger RNA of Macadamia integrifolia, 1313 nucleotides long. RefSeq names its product zinc transporter 8-like. NCBI's taxonomy places the organism in Eukaryota, Viridiplantae, Streptophyta, Magnoliopsida, Proteales, Proteaceae. The coding region runs from base 114 to 440 and encodes 108 amino acids. The record is from RefSeq and is a predicted model, not a curated record. The transcript is spliced from 3 exons.
CGUUUAUGGCACUGACUCAACUUCUCCCCGCCUCUUUAUGGCUCUGCUCUCUAUAUAUAUAACAAUUCCUGUACUCCUAUCUCCCAAGGGAUGUGAAUGUGAAUGUGAAGAAGAUGAAGCUAGAGGAGGAGACCAUAAUGGGGGUUCGGAGCUGGGGAUUGUGGUACACUGUUAUCAUUGGGAGCUUCUCAAAGCCCCAAUACCAUGAAGCCUCUGGUCGCAGCCUUGACUUUCCACCAGUUCUUUGUGGACAUGGGACUUGGUGGAUGCAUAUCCCAGGAAAAAUUCAAGUCAAUUUCUGUUGCUAUUAUGGAAUUGAAUUGGGCAUUGGAACAACAAAUGUUUAUGACAAGAAUAGCCCAACAGCACUAAUCAUUGAAGGGCUUUUCAACUCUGCUUCAGCUGGGAUAUUGAUCUACAUGCCCUUGUUGAUCUACUAGCAGCUGAUUUCAUGAGCCCCAGGAUGCAAAACAAUGGAAAGCUUCAGUUAGGUGCCAAAGUCUCACUUCUUAUAAGACCAGCAGGUUGUAGGGCACUCUUGGCUAUAUGGGCUUAAGUUAUUUGGUAGCAGUACAGAAAUCUUUUUCUUAUUGUGGUCUCCUCCUCUAGCUUCAUCUUCUUCACAUUCACAUCCGGUGGGAGACAAGAGUAUAUAUAGAGAGAAUAGACAUAAGGAGGUGGGGAGAAGUUUAGUUAGUGCCGUAAACGCCUCUUGCUAAGCCCAUAUCCUUACUAUCUUUUCCAACAUGUCCAUUUAGAGAUUAUGACCCCAGUUCUAAACCCAUAUCUCUACUAUCUUUUCCAACAUGUCCAUUUAGAUCUCUCCUAUUAAUAAUAAUAUUUUCUCCUUGAACGAAUCUAUCUUGGCACCGAAAUUCCCCAUCCAUGGUGAAGCUAUAGCCAUCCGAAAUGCUCUUUCUCAAGCUGCAUCAAUGGGUUUUCAAAGCAUCCAGGUCGGAUCUGAUAACCAAAAGGUUGGCAACAUCCUGAAAGGAACAAAGAUUACUAUCCCUCUCUCUAUUACAUCUGCCGUUUCAGAUGUGCUGCAGCUAUGUAACUCAUUUGGCUCUAUAUCAUUUCAUUGCAUUCCACGGAAAAACAACAAGAUCGUUGAUACCCUGGCUAGCAAGGCAUUGUUAUUUCCACGUUUGACGGUUUGGCCUACUUCCAUUCAAUGGCUUCAAAAUCUCUGUAUUUUCGUCUAAUUGGGAUUUGUAAGCAUUAAUCAUAUCGAUUAUCCAUUUUCCUAACAUAAGUUUGAUGGAUAUGAUCCUAUCACCAAUUCUAUAAAUAUCAGUAACAUCAUUUUUAAA